Molecule: messenger RNA, 1412 nt
Organism: Eublepharis macularius
Lineage: Eukaryota; Metazoa; Chordata; Lepidosauria; Squamata; Eublepharidae
Gene: PTN
Product: pleiotrophin
Exons: 5
Coding region: 325-822 (165 amino acids)
Molecular function (GO): growth factor activity
Source: RefSeq, a predicted model, not a curated record
UCCUUGCUCGCUCCCAGUCCGCUCUCUCUAGUCCAAGCGAGGCUCAGGUUGCCUGCGCGGGUAUAAAAUCUUCCGCGAGGAAAUCCAAAGAGAAGGCAAACUGAGCGGACCAGGAGCAGAGGAUCGGCGGGAAAGGCCAGGAAGGCGAAAGGCGCCCAAAGCCCUUCAGCGAAAGAAGAAAAGCAAGAAAGACGCCCCUGCCCCCCUCCGUAGAAACGGAACAGCCGAGCCAGGGGGAGACCGAAGGGGUGGGAAGCCCAGAGCGCAUCGCCGAGAGCGCGUCGCGGAAACCACUUCGAAGGGAGACUGGAGCGCAAGUGCAAAAUGCAAAAACAGCAAGGACAGUGUCAGAUAUUUACAGUCGUUCUCUUCACAUUUAUUGUCCUGCUAGCAGCCGUGAGCACUACUGAGGCUGGCAAAAAAGAAAAAACAGAGAAGAAGGUGAAGAAGUCUGACUGUGGGGAAUGGCAGUGGAGUGUGUGCGUUCCUACUAGCGGAGAUUGUGGGCUAGGGACCCGCGAGGGAACUCGCAGUGGAACAGACUGCAAACAAACUAUGAAGACCCAAAGGUGUAAGAUCCCCUGCAACUGGAAGAAGCAGUUUGGAGCAGAGUGUAAAUACCAGUUCCAGGCAUGGGGAGAGUGUGACCUAAACACUGCCUUGAAGACUCGAACUGGGAACCUAAAGCGAGCUUUACAUAAUGCAGACUGCCAGAAAACUGUCACCAUCUCCAAGCCCUGUGGGAAACUUACCAAACCCAAACCUCAAGAGCCCAAGAAAAAGAAAAAAGAAGGCAAGAAACAAGAGAAGACACUGGACUAGGGAAGCUGUACCAUGCUGCAUGGGAAACGGACUUCCUCGAAUGUAAUCGGUUAACAAGUUUCAUUGACACCUAGGCAAUUUAUGCAGACAUUAUUUAUAGCUUAAUUGUACAAUAGGAAGAAAUAAACAUGCAAAUGUAUCCUCUUUUUUAUUUUGACACUAGUAUUUUAAAGGUAUCAUCUUCUUAACUGCAUUUGUAGAAAUCUACAAUAAAGGGCAGUAAUGUCAUUUAGUAAAUGAUGAUGACUGUUGUAUAUUGAAAAGCGUAGAUUCAUUGUGAAUUUCCCCUUUCCCUCUCUAUGAGUUCAAGCUGAAAGUCUGUCUCCUCACAUUAAGGGCAGGAUUUAUGACCCUCGAGGGCCUCCCCAGACCUGCACUAUAAAGGUUCUAUGAUGUCAUAAUGGGCUGUCAAAGUGAUGUGGGACUAGCCACUUUGUGUAAAACCAAUUCUUUUUUUUUCACUGUAGGGGAGGGGAACUGUUUAAGUUUUAUAAUAGCAAGAGUGGGUCUCUAUCCCCAGAUUGUUCCUGCACUGAAAUAACUAACUUGGUUGUAAUUUACACCUUUUAAUAAAACAAUUUAAGGAUUUA